Molecule: messenger RNA, 1023 nt
Organism: Colletotrichum acutatum
Lineage: Eukaryota; Fungi; Ascomycota; Sordariomycetes; Glomerellales; Glomerellaceae
Exons: 1
Coding region: 281-835 (184 amino acids)
Source: RefSeq, a predicted model, not a curated record
CACAACUAACGCUUGUGGCAGGAUCGAGUCAGAUCAUCGAGGGCAUUCUAGCCGCACCACAGGCGUUCAUGAGCGAUAUACCCAGCACGGGUAGCGUGCUCGGGGGUGAUGCUUGGGAGGUCAUCAAUCGCAACUUAGAUGAUUCUGAGGCCACCCGUGAAGAUGGUGGCCCCCUCAUCUACAAUCAUCAGCUAAGCACGCUCCGGUCCUUUGCGCCACGACGCUGGAUGUUACCGCCGAGGAGAGAGAUUGGCGGCCUGUCAGUCGGGACGCUGUGGGCAUGAGCAAAAGAGGCCAAGCUCGCAGGGCACAGCAUGAAGAGAAGAAGCGGAAGAAGAAGGAGGAAGCAGAAGCAGCAGCAGCAACAGCAGCGGAAACAGCAUCAACGCACACCCAAGUUGACAACGUCGAUGAUCCCAUUCUUGUCCUCGAUAAACCCUCCGACGUCUCUGCUGCACAGAGUGACGACAGCCAGCAAGCCAUCGGUCAUCACAACAAGAAGCGAAAGCAUGAUGAGCUUUCCGAGAAGUCGCCGAAGAGAAGAGAGGCGCCAGCUGCUGCCUACGAGGAAUCAAGCGGGGGAGAGCUGGACGAGUCGCUGAGGGUUAGAUUGAUGAGAUUCAUAAAUGCGAAUUUGAAGGCGGAAGAGGAGAAGAACCAAGCGAUUGUAGAGAAGCUCGAGGCUUCGGAGCGAGAGCGCAACGAGCUUCGGAAGGAUAACGCAGGACUGGAACAGGAUGAGGCAAAGCAGGCCCGGACAAUCGCGGAGCAGGCCGAGGACAUCGUAGAGCUGAUGCAGGAAGUCGCAAGGCUCAAAGCCUCCCAACGCUUCUGACCGCAGCGAGGACAUGUCGGUAUGUGGAAAUUUUGUCGAGCAAGCAGCCCACAGGUACCUAAGGUAGUGAUGUGUUGGUAGCAGCCCAGCUGCCAACGAGUGACAUGGGUGUGGUCUUUCUCACAGCGAUCCUUCCUGUAUCGCUCCUUCCUGUAUCGCUCCUUCCUACCUUAAGGUGCUUUAGCCCU